GGCCUCCUGCCCUGAGCGGCAGCCCCGUCAUCUCCGACAUCUCCCUCAUCCGCCUGUCCCCGCACCCGGCGGGCCCCGGGGAGUCUCCGUUCAGCCCGCCGCACCCCUACGUGGCCCCGCACAUGGAACACUACCUCCGCUCCGUGCACAGCAGCCCGACCCUCUCCGUCAUCUCGGCGGCCAGGGGCCUCAGCCCCGCUGACGUGGCUCACGAGCACCUGAAGGAGCGAGGCCUGUUCGGGUUGCCCCCGCCGCCGCCGGGGGCCAACCCCGCCGACUACUACCACCAAAUGACGCUCAUGGCGAGCCACCCGAACCCGUACGGGGACCUCCUGAUGCAGAGCGGGGGAGCAGCCGGCAGCGCGCACCUCCAUGAUUACCUCAGCCCCGUGGACGUGUCACGAUUUUCAAGCCCACGGGUGACUCCGAGAUUAAGCCGGAAGCGAGCCCUCUCCAUCUCCCCGCUCUCCGAUGCCAGCAUCGAUCUUCAGACGAUGAUCAGGACGUCCCCAAACUCGCUCGUGGCCUAUAUUAAUAACUCCAGGAGCAGUUCUGCAGCAAGCGGCUCCUACGGCCAUUUGUCUGCGGGGACAAUAAGCCCCGCGUUUAGCUUUCCUCACCCCAUUAACCCAGUGACGUACCAGCAAAUCCUGAACCAGCAGAGAGGCCUGAGCUCGGCCUUUGGACACACUCCCCCUCUGAUCCAGCCGUCUCCGACGUUCCCUCCGCGGCAGCACAUGGCCGUCAUCUCGGUCAACCCGCCAGCAGCCCAGAUCAGCAGCAACAGCAACUGCGUCUCCGACUCCAGUCAGAGCAAGCAGAGCAGCGAGUCAGCCGUGAGCAGCACAGUCAACCCCGUGAUUAACAAGCGCAGCAAAGUCAAGACUGAAGUCGAGGGCUUGCCACCAGUGUCCCCAACCACACAGGAGCAUCUGACAGACCUGAAAGAAGAUCUAGAUAAGGAUGAAUGUAAACAGGAGCCAGAGGUUAUUUAUGAGACCAACUGUCACUGGGAAGGGUGCACAAAGGAAUAUGACACUCAAGAGCAGCUCGUCCAUCACAUCAACAAUGACCACAUCCACGGGGAGAAGAAGGAGUUUGUGUGCCGCUGGCAGGACUGCACACGGGAGCAGAAGCCCUUCAAGGCUCAGUACAUGCUGGUGGUGCACAUGCGGAGGCACACCGGGGAGAAGCCGCACAAGUGCACGUUUGAGGGUUGCUCCAAAGCUUAUUCUCGACUGGAGAACUUAAAGACACACCUGAGGUCCCACACUGGAGAAAAACCCUACGUCUGUGAACAUGAAGGCUGCAAUAAAGCUUUUUCCAAUGCCUCAGACAGAGCCAAGCACCAGAACAGGACACAUUCCAAUGAGAAACCCUAUGUAUGUAAAAUCCCUGGCUGCACGAAGAGGUACACAGACCCUAGUUCCCUCAGGAAACACGUUAAGACUGUACACGGGCCUGACGCUCACGUCACGAAGAAGCAACGCAAUGACGUCCACCCAAGGCCACCUCCGCUCAAGGAAAAUGGGGACAACGAGGCAAGCGCCAAGCAAAGCAGCAAGGUUUCGGAGGAGAGCCCCGAGGCCAACAGCACCACGAGGAGCAUGGAGGAUUGCCUGCAAGUCAAAAACAUAAAGACGGAAAAUUCUGUGAUGUGUCAGUCCAGUCCUGGUGGCCAGUCGUCGUGCAGCAGUGAACCGUCACCCCUUGGCAGCACCAACAACAAUGACAGUGGAGUAGAAAUGAACAUGCAGAGCGGGGGAAGUCUGGGAGAUCUGACAGCGCUGGACGACAACGCGCCUGUUGUGGACUCAACAGUCUCAUCUGGUAACUCGACAUUCAGCCUGCAGCUAAGGAAACACAUGACGACGAUGCAACGACUUGAACAGCUCAAGAAAGAGAAGCUCAAGACAGUUAAGGAUUCCUGCUCAUGGGUGAACCCAGCUCCACAAGCCAGAAACACCAAGCUGCCUCCCAUCUCAGGAAACGGCUCUAUUCUAGAAAAUAGCAGUGGUUCUUCUGCUACGCUGCCUAAUCCACGAAUAAUGGAGCUGUCUGUCAAUGACGUUACGAUGCUGAACCAGCUCAAUGAGCGCCGUGAUAGUACAACGAGCACCGUCAGCUCGGCCUACACCGUCAGCCGCCGAUCGUCAGGGAUUUCCCCGUACUUCUCCAGCCGCCGCUCCAGUGAAGCUUCCCAGCUCGGGCAUCGUCCCAACAACACAAGUUCUGCUGAUUCCUAUGACCCGAUCUCCACGGACGCCUCCCGUCGCUCCAGCGAGGCCAGCCAGUGCAGCGGGAUACCAGGUCUGCUCAACCUCACACCGGCUCAGCACUACAGGCUGAAAGCCAAGUAUGCUGCUGCCACGGGGGGCCCUCCUCCAACGCCCCUGCCAAACAUGGAGAGGAUGACGCUGAAGAACAGGAUCUCACUUAUGGAUGGACCAGAGCCCACCUUGCCUUCCCUCCGCCUCCCGCCAGGGCCCAGGCGUUGCAGCGAUGGUAACACCUAUGGCUACACGUCAGCCACAGCAUUUCCCCACGAGGUGCCGGGCAACUGCACAAGGCGGGCGAGCGACCCCGUGAGGAGACCUGCUGGAGACCCCCAGGCCCUCCCUAAAGUUCAUCGUUUCAACAGCACCAACAGUAUGAACCCCUUCCAUCCUCCUCACCCCACGGACAGGAGGAAUUUCAGCCUCCAGAACUAUGCACGCUCAGAUGGGAGCCUCCCCCGGCAUGUCUACUCGCCCCGGCCACAGAGCAUUAGUGAAAACAUCGCGAUGGAAGCCAUGUCCAGGGAGUCGGAGGGGAACAUCGGAGACGAUGACAUUAUGCUGCCAGACGAUGUGGUACAGUACAUCAAUUCCCAGAGCAACGGGACAGCAGCUGAGAGCACUUCCAUGGGGUACAGCAGCGAGAUGCAGAACUUCCAAGGAAGUGGGAAACUGCAGGCCCCAGCCUUGCCCAGCCAGCGCAGGAUGGCCGUGGCCGAGGCAAACAUGAGUCAUUUGGGUCCAAUGAUGGCAGAGUGUCCAAUGAGCUUUGAUGCUGCCUCAGACAUGAGUAAAAACAACAUGCCUGUCCAGUGGAAUGAGGUCAGCUCAGGUACGGUUGAUAUCAUGUCCAAUCAGUCAAAACAGCAGUUUUCACAAGGAAACUUGGCUGUGGUCCAGCAGAAGCAGAACUUUGGUCAGUAUCAGAAUUACAACCAGCAACAGAUGCAGCUGACAGAGAACAGCAUGAAUGUAACACAGCAGAAUUUUAUGCAAAGAAACAUGGGCAUGGAUGGGCAGAGGCUAAAUUGUAUGCAGCGGCAACAGCUGAUGAACCUCGGCCCUGGAAUGAACCCUGACCUGGGCUCACACGGAGGGUAUAACCAACCUCAUCAGAUGCUGAGCCCUAGUGCAAUGAGCAGCAAUCCAAAUCAGAUCUCUCCUUCUUGUAGCAGCAUGGCAGUGAAGUCCGGUCCCCAUGUUCACCCUCAGCAAAUGGACAUGGCAACCGACCCUUCCUUAAUGGUCAGCAGCAACAGCGACCGCGCGAUGCUGAAUCAGGUCAUGCACGAGCAGAGUCAGCAGAACUACUCAUCUCAGCCCACCCACCUGAACUUCCCCAUGGCUCAGGAGGUCUUUCCCCAGCCCAUCAUGACUUCAGCCCAGCCCAGCUUCGAGCCUCAGCAGAGCAUGGUGGGUCCAGCUACGCAGGCCUACGCGCCCGGCAUGGUGCAGCCUCGUCCGCCGCCCGAACCGAGCCCGGCCAGCAGAGCCCGCGGCGUCCGCACCGUGCAGCAGCUGGGCUACAUGAGAACUCCCCACGGCACGAGCAACGCGAGCCCCGGCCAGGAGGCGGCCGAGGCUGCUCAUAAAAGAACCAGCGACAUGUUGCCAGCGCCGGCCCAGCAGUGCGCGGAUGGCGCGAGGGAGAACAACCUGAUGUACUAUUACGGUCAGAUCCACAUGUACGAGCAGAACAGCAGCUUCGAUGCCCACGCGGACUGCAGAGUCAGGCAGCAGUGCGCGCUGAGCGGCAAGCCGGCCGCCCUGCCUUCCCCGGGAGCCAACCAGGUGUCCAGCACGGUGGACUCGCAAGGUCUUGAGCCGCCCCAGAUCGAUUUCGAUGCCAUCAUGGACGAUGGGGACCAUUCGAGCCUGAUGUCGGGCACCCUGAGCCCCAGCAUCCUGCAGAACCUCUCCCAGAACUCCUCUCGCCUGACAACUCCACGAAACUCUCUGACGCUGCCCGCCAUCCCCGCGGGAAUCAGCAACAUGGCCAUAGGCGACAUGAGCUCCAUGCUGACCACGCUGGCGGAAGAGAGCAAAUUCCUCAACAUGAUGUCCUAACAGCCAAGCACAAGGGCUUAGCGCUAUCCAAGGGCCUCUGUGUGAAGCAGUUUUAUGAAUGUGCUUUCUAAAAAUAACCUGUUUCAAUAGAGUAGAUUUUUUUAUAAGUAUUAAAUACGUUAAAGGGAUUCAAAGUAAAAAUAAUUAAAAACAAGUCUCUGUACAGAGUUAUGUAAACUAUAUCCAGGCAGGUCAGCACCGCAAGGGUGCACCUCUAGUAUUGUUUUUGGCUUGGUUUCUCAGAGCACUGAAUGGUAUCACCGCCAAGCGAGGAGACUGCAUGAGAGCGGUUAGAGAUGAAACCCUCCCUCCCUGGCACCCUGUAAAUAGCACUUGUCAUUGUUUCCUAUUAGUUAUGUUUGCAAAAAUACCAUUUUCAACCCACCCCAGAAAGAAAUGGGAGGAUGUGGUUUUGAUCAGAAUAAAAGCCAUACUGUGUAUUCUGCUCUGAUGAGAGUAGUGUUUAGUUAUGUCUCCAAACAAGCCCUCUGCCAGCAGUAUUGUUUUAUAGAGUAAAAACCUUUGUACCUUGCAAAGAGCAUUGAUUCCAAACGGCUUCUCAGCAAAGUGCCUUACCAUGCUUUAGUGUUAAGUAGCCAAGGUCUCUCUUCCUUUAAAAUCAAGUAUAGUGUAUUGCCAGAAGCGUAUAUAAAAUGUACAUUUAUAAAAACAUAGUGGUGUUUUUGAGAAAACAUUGGAAAGACACAUUGAUGAGACACAUGAAAGGUGAGUGCACACUUUGAUCAGAUGUGUUUACAACGUGGUUUAUAUCAAGUGCAGAAUGGAGCAGAGGCCUGGGAACAGCAAUCACGGGGAAAAAAAUCCCCUGUGGCAGGAAGGCUCCAGCCUGCAAAGACGGAUCCACACGCAUAACUUUGCACCCUCUGAGCAGCAGCGUCGCUGUGUAGUGACUUUGUGCUGGGCGCUGGAUGCCUUUCUAAUGUCAGCUCACUAAAGCGAGCAUUACCAUAUCCCUGCGCCGCUCGGCAACGUCUGCGCUUUGAGCUUUCCUUCCUAAGAUGCUCACAUACCAAAGUGAUGGUGAUGAAGAGACUUUUAUGAUCAUGUCUGCCCUGUCUGCACCGUGGCACAGUAGCGGGAGCUCAUUUGUCU
This is a messenger RNA of Tinamus guttatus (white-throated tinamou), 5456 nucleotides long. Lineage: Eukaryota; Metazoa; Chordata; Aves; Tinamiformes; Tinamidae. The record is from RefSeq and is a predicted model, not a curated record.